UAAUAUUUCUCAUAUUAGCAUUCAUUGUAAUCGAUUAAACAACCAUGGCAGCCAUGAAAGUUCAUGGAAACCCUUUAUCAACAUCCACUCAGAGGGUUCUAGCUUGCCUUUACGAGAAAGAUGUGGAGUUUCAGUUUGUUAAUGUAGACAUGGCAGCUGGUGAACACAAAUCACAAAACUUCCUUUCCCUCAACCCAUUUGGUCAAGUUCCAGCCUUUGAAGGAGACUUAAUGCUCUUUGAAUCAAGGGCCAUCACUCAAUACAUAGCCCAUGAAUACUCCGAUAAAGGGACACAACUGUUGUUGUCCGGCUCCAACAAGACUAUGGCACGUCUUCAAUUGUGGAAGGAAGUUGAGGCUCCCCAAUUUGAUCCUCCAUCGACGAAGCUAGUCUAUGAACUGCGUUAUAAGCCCUUCUUUGGGAUGACUACCGACACAGCGGUUGCCAAGGAACAUGGAGCUAAGCUUGCCAAGGUUUUAGAUGUGUACGAGGCUCGAUUGGCUCAGUCCAAGUACUUGGCUUGCGACCACUUCACCUUGGCGGAUUUGCAUCACCUGCCAAAUGUUCAGUAUUUGAUGGGGAGCUCGGCCAAGAAGCUGUUUGAGUCUCGCCCGCAUGUUACUGCCUGGGUGGCUGAUAUUAUGGCAAGGCCGUCUUGGAUUAAGGUUCCAGAUAUGCUCAAAGAGAGUUUGAAGACUUGGGAUACAAUCUAAU
Molecule: messenger RNA, 714 nt
Organism: Hibiscus syriacus
Lineage: Eukaryota; Viridiplantae; Streptophyta; Magnoliopsida; Malvales; Malvaceae
Product: glutathione S-transferase PARB-like
Exons: 5
Coding region: 45-713 (222 amino acids)
Cellular component (GO): cytoplasm
Molecular function (GO): glutathione transferase activity; glutathione binding
Source: RefSeq, a predicted model, not a curated record